AUGCACUCCGGGCGAGCUUACUUUUCCCUGGGUGACGGAACGACCGUGUCGGACCACUGGGGCCGAUGUUUCCGGCCCUUCCUGGGUGCUAGGCCAGAGGGGACGGAGCCCAAAGAGGUGGCUGCAUCAAAGUCUUCCAAAGGCAGGGCUGAGGCACGGGAGGGAGAGGCUCCUCAGCUGGUUGACGAGGAGGUGGCAAACCUCUUAGAGGGCGAGAACGAUGGCCCUAGGUGCGCCAGGAUCGGCUACUGGGAGAUUCUCAAGUCAUUUUGCAUCCUGGGCUGGACGGCAUUUGGGGGGCCUGCAGCCCACAUCGCGCAGUUCCACAAGGCCUUCGUCGAGAGAGAGCCACGGUGGAUGAGCGACGGCGUCUUUGUGGAGCUGUUGGCGCUGGGCACGUGCCUGCCGGGACCGACCUCCACCCAGAUGUCGUUCGCGAUCGGCAUCGUCCAGAAGGGGAUCCCCGGCGGCCUGCUGUCGGGGCUGCUCUUCCAGUACCCGGGCCUGGUCAUGAUGAGCCUUGUGGGCGUCGGCGCAGGCAAGUUUCUGGUCCACCCCGCGGGCUGGCUGACGGCCUUCUCCGCCGGACUGUCCGCGGUGGCGGUGGCCCUGGUUGCGGACGCCGCCUUCCGGCUGUCCAAGAAGCUGUGCGACUCGCGGGUCACCGUCUUCUGCUGCGGUGCGGCAGCCGCAGUCACGUACUACUACCAGUCGCAAUGGAUCUUCCCGACGCUCAUUUUCGCCGGCGGACUUCUGACCAUCAUUAGCGAGCGGCACAAAGAGCUGAGCGUCAGCUCGUCCGACUGUGACGUCAACAACUUUGGGCUGAGCAUGCGAGGCGGCGCGGCCCUGCUCUCCGGCUGGCUGGCUCUCCUCAUCCUAGUUGUUGUCGGCAAGCACAGCACGAGCUACCACCACGCCAAGUUCCUGCACUGGUUCGAGUCCUUUUAUGUGACGGGUUCCAUCAUCUUCGGCGGCGGCCAGGUGGUCCUCCCCAUCAUCGAGCAGCAGGUCGUUCACUACAACACCGUCUGCACGCCCGCCCACGCUUUUGCCGCGAACGCCACUUUCGGCGCGCCGUCCAAUGGGUGCGUCCGCGUUGAGUCGCCGGACACGUGGGUAACGGAGCAGCAGUUUUUGGCGGGGCUUGCCGUGGCGCAGGCCAUGCCCGGGCCGCUCUUCAACUUCGCAGCAUACCUGGGCGCCAUCAUGGGCGGCGUCCCGGGUAUCGUUGCAUGCUGGCUGGGCCUUUUCGCUCCCGGCAUCAUGCUCAUCUACGGAGUACUCCCGUUCUGGGCCAAGUUUAGAAAGUGGCCCUGGUACCGACGAGCUCUGCCUGGGUUCAACGCUACCGCCAUCGGUCUCAUAUACGCGUCCGUCUUCCAACUAGGCUUGAAGGCGUUCGCUCUCAGUCCAUUCCCGAAUGCGUCCAUUGUCAUCGGCAUCGUAGGAUACUGCGCGACCGCGUUCUUCGAGGUGCCAGCGCCGGUGGCCAUCCUGACGGGCGGCGUUCUGGGAGUUGUCGGGUGGGCGACCAACUGCCACUGA
Klebsormidium nitens is the source of this 1548-nucleotide messenger RNA. The record is from the annotation of a GenBank genome assembly. NCBI's taxonomy places the organism in Eukaryota, Viridiplantae, Streptophyta, Klebsormidiophyceae, Klebsormidiales, Klebsormidiaceae.